Molecule: messenger RNA, 1201 nt
Organism: Morus notabilis
Lineage: Eukaryota; Viridiplantae; Streptophyta; Magnoliopsida; Rosales; Moraceae
Exons: 1
Coding region: 256-942 (228 amino acids)
Source: RefSeq, a predicted model, not a curated record
CCGUGCCGAUUCCGUGAAUGCUGUUGGGUCAAAAAUAUUCAAAAUUUCAAACCUCGAUGAAGAAGGUUCACAAUGUUUGAGCCAACCUUACCGAGAAAUUCUGUCGAACAUUACACAAUCAAAUACACUGUGAAGGCCAACAGAAGAACUACACAUAUUCUAAAUAUAUAAUACGGUUAUAUACACACAUACACACACACACACACAUAUUACCAACCGCCACUUUCACCUUUUUUUCUACGAUUCUCUCCGGCCAUGGCUGAUCGGAAAGAACAGGUCAAGCCCUUAGCACCAGCGUUUUACUUGUUCCGCAGCGACGAAGAAGACAACACCAACAACGACGACAACAAGAACAAAAGCUUCUUCGCUGAUCGUCGGAGAAACUCGUGCGUCAAACGCUGCGGCUGCGCGUCGGCGAUUCUGGUGAUCGCCGCCGUCACGAUGAUGAUUCUCGCCAUCACCGUUUUCCACGUCAAAGGCCCGAUCGUCAAGAUGACCUCAGUCACCGUCGAUCCCCUCCAGACCUACGCCAACGGAACGAUCGACACCGACAAGAACGUCACGCUCGUCGCCGGCGUCUCAGUGAAGAACCCAAACGCGGCAUCGUUCAGGUACGCGAACACGACGACGACGGUGUUCUACGGCGGAGCGGCGGUCGGCGAGGGGUGGAACGCGGCGGGGAAGGCCAAAGCGCGGCGGACGGUGAAGAUGAAUCUGACGGUCGAGAUUUCGACGGCGAAGAUGUUGGAAUCGCCAGGGUUGCUGAAAGAUUGGGGAUCUGGAGAGUUGACGUUUGACAGUUACACGAGGAUCGAGGGAAGAGUGAAGAUUACGGAUGUUGUGAAGAAGAAAGUUGUCGUUAAAUUGAAUUGUACAGUGUCGUACAACGUCUCUAGCAAGGGGAUUGAACGACAGCAUUGUAAACGACAUGUUAGCCUCUAGGAUAUGCAUUUUGCAUGGUGGUCAACUGUUUUUUUUUUUUUUUUUUUUUUUUUUCCUCCCUUUUCAUCUCUCGGUUGGUAAAUUUUGUUCUUUAUAAGUAUUUCUCAUUUCUGUGUAUGUUUUUAGAACUCCUAGAUUCGACGAUGGUAUAAUCUGUAGGAACAUAUACUACAGAUAGAUAUACCUUUUUUUUCUCUCACAAUGUAAUAUAUAUAAAAUGCUAAAGAAUAGUCUUUUUGUAUUUAAAGAGAAUAUAUCA